UUAAAAGUGUUUUGCUUUCUCAAAAAUGUUUAUCCCAUUGGUUUUUAUGGGAGGGAAAAUAACUAUAUGGCUGGAAUACUAUUCUUUCUGAAGACUCCAAGGCAGGGGUAAGCAGCCUAAGGCCCGUGGGCCAGAUGCGGCCCAAUCGCCUUCUCAGUCUGGCCCGUGGAUGGUCCGGGAAUCAGUGUGUUUUUACAUGAGUAGAAUGUGUGCUUUUAUUUAAAAUGCAUCUCUGGGUUAUUUGUGGGGCCUGCCUGGUGUUUUUACAUGAGUAGAAUGUGUGCUUUUAUUUAAAAUGCAUCUCUGGGUUAUUUGUGGGGCAUAGGAAUUUGUUCAUUCCCCCCCUUCAAAAUAUAGUCCGGUCCACCACAUGGUCUGAGGGAUGGUGGACGGCUGAAAAAGGUUGCUGACCCCUGCUGCAAGGCCUUAUCAGAGUUCAUGACAUACUCCCUUUCAAACCAUGCCACCAUCUGAGCACUGAUGAUGGUGGAAAAACAGUGGCAGAUUUUGCUGCCACCAUGACAAGCCCUCUAGCAUCAGACCUGCCUCUUCACUGGCAGAAGGGCAGGUCUGCAACAUCCAACAGCCCUUCAGAGGGUAGGACCCAAACCAGUGGAUUCAGAUUACAAGAACAUUCUGACUGGAAGAACUUUCUGAUGGCAAGAGCUGUUUGACAAUGGAAUGGACUACUUUGGGAGGUAGUGGACUCCUUCAUUGGAGGUUUUUAAGCAGAGGUUGGAUGGCCAACUCUCAGGGAUUAUUUAAGCUGUGAUUCCUGCAUUGCAGGGGUUGGGCUAAAUUACCUUUUGGGUCCAUUCCAACUUGGAAAUCCUGUGAUUUGGGCCCUCUGUCUGGGAGCUUAGGCUUCCUCCCUAAAUUCAACAGGACUUAUCUUCAAAUAAGGGCUUGUUCACAUAGCUAAAUGUGACUCCAACUCUACCAUUCCAUGAUUCUAUGAAAAGAGGGCAUUGAUGUAAUAUUUGAUUUAAACACAAAUUGCUUCAGUUUUCCAGAAAUGAAAUCAGAGGUUCUUGAGCAACAAUCAUAUGACAUAGCAGGAGGCUCAAAUAACCCAAUCUUAAGUAUUGGGUUAAGAGGGACCCAGGUGGCGCUGUGGUUAAAACAACUGAGCCUAGGGCUUGCUGAUCAGAAGGUCGGCGGUUCGAAUCCCUGUGACGGGGUGAGCUCCCGUUGCUUGGUCCCAGCUCCUGCCAACCUAGCAGUUCGAAAGCACGUCAAAAUGCAAGUAGAUAAAUAGGAACCGCUACAGCGGGAAGGUAAACGGCGUUUCCAUGUGCUGCUCUGGUUUGCCAGAAGCGGCUUUGUCAUGCUGGCCACAUGACCUGGAAGCUAUACGCCGGCUCCCUCGGCCAAUAAUGCGAGAUGAGCGCGCAACCCCAGAGUCGGUCACGACUGGACCUAAUGGUCAGGGAUCCCUUUACCUUUUUAAGUAGUUUUUGGAACACUGCUGGAAAUGGGACUGGUAGGAUGUUUUGACAUUCCACAGGAGAGGAAAGAAAAACAUUUUUAUCUUUAAAAGUGUAAAAGUGCUAAGAUUAGGCAAAAGUAUAAUUUUUCAAAAAUGGACUCUAUAAUAAUUGCAAGUUUAGUCAGUAAGAAACUACCAGUAGCUUAAGUGAGAGACCUCAUUAAAUUCUGUUUUCAAAACCUGCAAAUCCUAGCCUGCCUCAUCUUUGAGAAUUAAAAAUUUAGAAGGAGGAUUAGCUUGUUUUAUAGAGAUUGGAUGGAGAGGACUGCACUUUUUGGCUUGGGGAUGAGUCAUCUCUGUUUUCUUUUCUCUGUUCUGCCAGAGUGUCUGGUUGGCUUUAUACAACUGGGCAACCUCCAUGCAUCUGCUUAAAAUGGUGAGUGGGAGGGGGAGACUACUUUUCAGAGGAGUAAUUAAAUUUGAGGCAAAGCAUUUGGAAUUGUAUUGAUUUAUUUCAAUUAGAAAUAAAUCUCUUUACCCUUUUUAUACAUAAGCUAACACCCACAUUAAGGGUUUGUGUGUGUCUGUGGAAACAGGAAAAAUAUAUCCCUGAGCAGAUUCAGGAAGAUUUUGUACAAGCUCAUCUGCCCUGUUUCAGGCCAGUUGCUCUGUGUUGUUUUGUCCAGAGCCCAAAUAUUCUGUUAUCUAUCGCCCCCUAAUCAAUAUAGUAUUGACACUGAUGGAUGUGGCAUGUGCUCUUAUGUUUUUUUAAAAAAUUAAUAUAUCUUUUUAUUUGAGACUUUACAUACAAAAGAAGUUUGAGGACUGCAUUCGAAUGGCUAUUUUAGACAUGGGCUGACCAAAGGGUUUGACAGGAGAUUGACAGAAAGUAUCUCCUCUUAUGUUUCCAUAUGAUCUUUCCUUUAGUGGCCAUAAAGUGUGCCAUGAAUCUAUGUUGACUUUCCAUUUCAGUACAUCUAUUCUGUACUACAGACUUAAAAAAUAGUCAUUCUGUCUCCCAAGGGGACCUUGUGAAUCGUAGUUCUGUGCAAUGGCUAGGGAUCUCUUAAGAUAAAUCUGUUAGCCAGAGCCAUAAUGUCAAUGUAAACUGCUGCUGAAUUCUGCUGUCAGUAACAAAUUCUGCAGUUCUUUUAUGCUUGCACAGAAUCUGUAUCAAAGUAACAAAAGCUGUUUGUUGGUAAAUUGACCAUAUUAUUAGUAGUAUGUGGUUUCCUGUUUUAACCUGUAGGAUUUCUUAGAUUAUUACAUGGUAGAACACAUGUUCUCAGCUGGGUUUCAACUAGAAGGAUAAUAGACAAUAGAUAACCCUGAUCUAAAUGCUACAAUAAGCCAAAAUGAGUUGCUGCUCUUUGUGGUUAGUGACGUUUCGGAAGUCCAAAAAGGGAAGGAAGUUUCCUGUGAUGAGGCAGGAUGGAUAUCUGAGAGACUUCAGCAUUGCUCAACUGAUAAUGUGAUGAGAUGUCUUUUUUUAAGGGUUUGGAUCAGGCCGUCUGUCUUCUAUUGUUGGCUUUCAAAAACUUCACCCUUGGGUUUUGCAUGCACCCAUGGAAUGAAUCUGAGUGGCCUGCCAUACGUCAGAGCAGGGGGAAAAGAUAAGUUUAUACUGGUGCUUGAAUAAUUUAUUGAUUCAAGUAUGCUUGCCAACAGGUUAAAAAAGAGAGAGGUCUUCUCCAAUGUAAUAACUAUCAGUAAAUGCAGAAUAAAAUCAAUCGGACAAUAACAAUGCCAUCACUGAAUGGCUGGGAUAACAGCUAUUAGGCCAUUGGAGUACAAAGUGGAUAAAAUGAUGAGUGACUGUUACACAAUAUAUGUCAAUAAUAUAAAUAAAACAUCAAGGCUGCCCUGAUAGAGCCAUCAUAGCCUAUCCUGUAUACACGUAUUUUCUUGUUCUAUUUUAGUCACUGUUCACACAAUGCUGCAGGGUUUUGAGGUACCACAAAAGCCUGGCAAACAGUUUAAUCAGAUCAGAUGGUAAGAUGAGGGUGUGUACCAUGAGUGAUAGUGCCUUUCUCAUGCUACUUUCAGCUCUGAAAAAUAUACUGCCUGUUUCCAGCUCCAGUCUGUCUCCAAGCUGUCAUCACGCACUGGUAAUUCGUAGGCUAACCCAGUUCUUUCUCCCUUGGUUCUUCAGAACAGCCUGUUUACCAUUUAAAGAAUGCUUUGUGCUUGUCCAUUAUACACUCUGAUAUUUCCAUGAGGAAGGCGUUUGUGUUGUUCGCUCUGCUUUUACCCACUGCUCUAAAAAAAAAAAGGGGGGGGGACACUGGGCAAGUGACUAAGCUCUGUUGCAUCAUUUUAGCUGUUAAGAGCAGUUGCUUAUAUAAUGCCCUGUAGCUUUAGGAGUGUUUCGUUUCAUUGGCCCAAGCCACUUGUGAUUGUUGAGGAUAGGUUUUCAUUUGAAUUAACAUUUAAUAUACAGAAGGUGUGCUCCUGAAGAUGUUGGUGCUGGAAAUUUUUCCAUUCCUUUAUUUUGAUAAGUAAUGCAGUUUAUUAGAAAGAUAACUCAUUACCGUGGCAAGUGUGUGAGCUUGUGGGCCUCACAUCUGUGCAGGCACAUUAAACUCAACAAGCUGUUCAUAAGCUAGCACAUUUGUGCUGACAUUAUUGAAACUGGAACUUGGCCAGAUCUUUCUGUGAUGGAAGAUGGAAGACAGAGGGGCCCGUGUUGCUGACUACUUUGUUGUGGCAGGAUUGACUGAUAUUUCAAAACCACUAGAGGAGGAAAUCCACUUCAACGAUGCUUGUCACAAGCUUGCGAAGCCAAAAGAGCCAAUCACAGAUGUGGCGGUGAUAAUUAAAUCUCUGGGGGAGGAAGUGCCUCAUGGAUACAAAUGCAUAGAUGUUACUCCAUCAGGACUGUCAGCAGAUCUCAACAAUGGCAGCCUUGUGGGACCACAAAUAUAUCUGUGCUACAGGAGAGGGAGAAACAAGCCCCCACUUACUGACUUGGGGGUUUUAUAUGAUGGGAAAGAGAGAUUAAAACAGGGUUGUGAAAUCAUCCAAGCCACUCCGCAUGGCCGCCCUGCAAAUAUCAGCGGUGGUGCUUCAUCGCAAAAAGUAUACAUCACAUUCCGAAGAGCCUUGGAGAACAUGACUCAGAAUACCUUGGCUGUCACAGACAUAUGCAUAAUUAUACCAAGUAAGGGAGAAACCCCACCACACACAUUCUGCAAGGUUGACAAGAAUCUGAACAGCAGUAUGUGGGGCUCAGCAGUGUACUUGUGCUAUAAGAAGUCUGUGGCAAAAACAAACACCAUAUCAUACAAAGCUGGUCUAAUAUGCAGAUAUCCAGAAGACGACUACGAUUCAUUUCCCUUACCAGAAUCAGUACCUCUUUUUUGCCUCCCAAUGGGGGCAACAAUUGAAUGUUGGCCAUCUAAUAGCAAGUAUCCCCUCCCAGUGUUUUCUACAUUUGUACUAACUGGAGCUUCAGCUGAAAAGGUCUAUGGCGCUGCGAUACAGUUCUAUGAAACCUAUUCUGAAGAGAAUCUCACAGAAAAGCAGAAAUCUCAGUUGGGUUUAGUGACUACUCCUGAUGGGAAGUCUGCUAGCUCCAAAACAGUCCAGACGAAUAAAUGCAUCUGCCUUCUUUCUCACUGGCCAUUCUUUGAUGCUUUCAAGAAAUUGCUUACUUUUCUAUAUCGUUAUUCCAUCUCUGGUCCACAUGUCCUGCCCAUUGAGAAGCAUAUUUCCCACUUUAUGCACAAAGUUCCUUUUCCAUCCCCUCAGAGGCCAAGAAUUUUAGUCCAGCUGUCGCCGCAUGACAGUCUGAUUCUUAGUCAGCCCAUAUCAUCACCUCUACCACUGAGUGGUGGAAAGUUUUCUGCUCUUCUGCAGAACCUUGGACCAGAGAAUGCAGUAACUCUCCUUGUAUUUGCGGUGACGGAACAUAAAAUCCUUAUCCAUUCUUUACGACCGUCAGUCCUUACCAGUGUAACAGAAGCACUUGUCUCUAUGAUAUUUCCUUUCCACUGGCCCUGCCCGUACAUUCCUCUCUGCCCUCUAGCCCUGGCAGAUGUUUUGAGUGCGCCGUGUCCAUUCAUAGUAGGAAUUGACUCAAGAUACUUUGAUCUCUAUGACCCUCCACCAGAUGUUAGCUGCGUUGACCUAGAUACGAACACCAUUUCACAACCAGGAGAUAAGAAAAAUAUUGCAUGGAAGAUCUUGCCAAAGAAACCCUGUAAAAACCUGAUGAACACUCUAAAUAACUUGUAUCAGCAGCUAGCAGAAUUGCAGCAAAGGCCAAGAGAUGAUGCACUGAUGGAGCUGGCUAUGAAUGACUAUGAUUUCCAUUCAGGGGAGAAGCUGCAUCUGUUAGAUGUGGAAAUCCAGGAGGCGUUUCUCUGUUUCAUGGCCUCUAUCCUAAAAGGUUACAGGUCAUAUCUAAGACCCAUUACCCAAGCACCUUCUGAAACAGCAACAGAUGCAAGUUCCCUAUUUGAGCUGCAAGGGUUCUUAAAAAGCCGUGACCGUUCACAUCAGAAGUUUUACACUAUGAUGACCAAGACACAAAUGUUCAUUCGCUUCAUUGAAGAAUGCUCCUUUGUCAGUGAUAAAGAUGCAAGUCUUGCAUUUUUUGAUGACUGUGUAAAUAAAGUAGAUAUGGAUAGGACUGGUGACACGCGGCUUAUAGAACUGGAUGAAUCAUACAAGAGUGAACACACGGUUUUCAUAACUCCCCUGGAGAUCCCCCACCUUCCCAAUGGAGAAGAGGUUCCAUCACAGUACAGUUAUAGUGGAUUUCCUGUGCUGCAGCAAGAUCUGUUUGAGCGGCCUAAGGCACUCCUGACAUUACAGAACAGCAGAUUGUCUUCAAAAGCCAGCAGUCCCAACAGCCCAUUGCCAAUGUUCAGGAGAACAAAACAGGAAAUCAAGUCGGCCCACAAGAUAGCCAAGAGGUAUUCCUCCAUCCCUCAGAUGUGGUCUAGGUGCUUGCUGCGCCACUGCUAUGGCCUCUGGUUUAUCUGCCUUCCUGCCUAUGUCAAGGUGUGCCAUUCCAAAGUGAGGGCUUUGAGGACAGCCUAUGAUGUGCUGCGGAAAAUGCACUCGAAAAAGAUUGAUCCACCUGACGAGGUAUGCUACCGGUUGUUGAUGCAGUUAUGUGGACAAUAUGGCCAGCCUGUGCUAGCAGUGAGAGUCCUUUUUGAAAUGAAAAAAGCUGGAGUUGACCCCAAUGCCAUUACAUAUGGUUAUUAUAAUAAGGCUGUUUUGGAAAGUACUUGGCCGUCAAGCAAUCGAAGUGGCUAUUUUCUGUGGACGAAGAUAAGAAACGUUGUCUUAGGAAUAGCUCAGUUUAAAAGAGUUCUAAGGAAGCAACCUGCAAAUGGCAUCCACAAAGUUCUUUCUGGGGAACAUUCAGAUCUGUUAUACAGGCUAUCGAAAGCAGCAGCUAAACAAGGGAAAGCCACUGCUCAGAGGAAUGGUGAGCAAAAGGAAGAGAAGAAAGAGAGUGACUCUAGUUCUUUAUCUGAAGUAGAAAGUGGAAAGGGAAGUGGUGACUGCCUUCCUUCAUUAAAUUAUCAAAAUUCGAAUAGAGCUAAGCCUGUGUCAAGGAUUGUUCGCCUGAAUGAUAAAAUUGGCAAAGUAGCAGAUACAGCAGGAGAGAUCGGCAGAGAAAGCUCUGCAGGAUUGUUAUUCUCUUGCUUUGAGGAUAUCAACAAAACAAGAGUUACUAAAGUUGAAAGCUUAAGAAGCAGGCACUUAAAUGCAGCUGAAUUGGAUCAGAAACGGAUAGUUUGGAGAAACAGGAACCGUAAUCUGAGUGGAGAUGCUCUGAUAGAACUCAUGAAAAACCAUAUUAACCAGGAGGCAAGUCCAGAACAAAUCAUUGAAAAACUAGGAGUGGAUGCAAAAAUUCUUUCUAAAGUGUUUGAGAAGAGAAAAAGGCCCAACACUCUCAACAUCAGGCAGUCUUCCUUGGGACCCAGUAAGAGAGGGAACUUGGAGAAAGAAUCCAGUGAUGAGGAUGCUCCCUAUGAGGACAGUUUUGUGGACAAAACAGAGUCUCCUGUCAUAUUUGAUUUGGAAGAUUUGGAUAAUGAACCUUUUCCAGUGAAGACUGUGAAGCUGUUACAUAAAAAGCCCAAGAGGAUUCAGCGAGCCAUCAGCUUUCCAGUGAAGCUUGUUGAGAAAACUGGUGUUGAGAUGGGAUUUGAUCCACUUUCCUUGCUGGCUGCUGAAACAGAACAACAGAAAGAAGAAGAGGAUGAUGAUGAGGACAGAAGUGCCUCAACCCCGUCUGCAAGGCGAGAUUUAGCUGAAGAAAUAGAAAUGUAUAUGAACAAUAUGAGCAGCCCCUUAACAAACCGUACACCAAGCAUAGAUUUGCAAAUGGCCUACAGUGACAAGAACACCAACAAAAAGAGUCCAACGUUGGCUCAGCCAUGCCGGAGAUCUAGCCUUCCUCCAAACUCACCCAGACUGGCGAACCUUACCAAAUCCAAAAGCUACCACAUAAAAAAUGAAGAAAGGAGAAGGGACAGACUUUGGUCCUCUCCAGUAUUUUCUCCUCAUAGUCUGUCCAGGGGACAAUCUCAGGAUACAGCUGGCGCAAUAGCUCUUGCCUCUCCAACUGCGUUCAACUUGGAUACACUGCUAACACCUACCUUUGACGUUCUAAAGACCAGCAUGUUUUCUGCAGGGAAAGGGGUUGCUGAGAAGGCCAGCAAGUGGUACUCAAAGUUUACUACGUAUGCAGCAUCAGCAAAGGAUCAAAACUCAGACCGAGCAAGCAUUUCAUCCCUUGGGGCCCUUGAUUCAGAAACUGCCUCCCUGACUGAUGAGGAAGUCUGCAAUGAUCUUGAAAGCAACUCCUCUCCUCAAGAGAACGCCUCCUCUGUGUUAAAGGGAAUUGGCUUGAGUAGGACAAGUCUUGAAAGUUCAGCUUCUAAUAGUGGCACAUCAAAGCGUUUUUCUCAGUCUGGCUCUCUUUCAAAGUUUCCUUUGCCUGGCAGAUCAGAGCUGGUAUCAUCUUGCAGUACAAGCAGCACCAGCGUGUUCCAGAAUUACGCACUGGAGGUCCUCAUCUCAAGCUGUUCACGAUGCCACACCUGUGACUGUCUUGUACAUGAUGAAGAAAUCAUGGCAGGCUGGACAGCCGAUGAUUCCAACCUUAAUACCACAUGCCCUUUCUGCGGAAACCAAUUCUUGCCUUCCCUGAACAUCGAAAUCAGAGAUCUUCGGGGUCCUGGAAGAUAUUUCCUGAAGUCCAGUCCAUCUUCAGAGAACAUGCAGCUUCCAUCAUCUUUUUUCCACCAGGCAGCAAAGUCCUGCAUUUCUGAUCCCACACCAGGAUUUUCAGCAUCUCUAAUACCUGCUCAGGAUGACUUGCAUUCAAAUAGAUCCAAAGAGCCUGAUAGCACCUGUGCCAGAAGCAUUCAGAUCCCUCCAAGAAGGCAAAAUACUGCUGGGACUGAGCACACCAGCCACGCCUUGUCUCGAAGCAUGAGUACCUUCAGUCCCCUGGAGGUGGAGGAAACAGAGCAUCACAAGCACAGUCACAUUGUUCCCACUGGGAGCUUGCCUACCACAUUGCAGGGGACAGCUGAUCCUUUGGGGUUGGAGUGGCGUUUGCAGAGUCCAGAGCCCAUAACUGUCCCAUACCUGAGUCCUCUUGUUGUAUGGAAGGAGCUUGAAAGUUUAUUAGAAAACGAAGGGGAUCAUGUGAUAACAGUGCCAGACUUUGUGGACCACCAUCCCAUUGUGUUCUGGAAUCUAGUGUGGUAUUUUCGACGCCUGGACUUACCCAGUAACUUACCAGGAUUAAUACUGUCCUCUGAGCAUUGUAAUAAGAAUUCAAAGAUUCCCAGGAAUUGCAUCUUAGAGGACAGCAAGUACGUUCUAAUUCAGAUGCUGUGGGACAACAUGAAAUUGCAUAAGGAUCCAGGGCAGCCUCUCUAUAUUCUGUGGAAUGCACAGGCACAAAAUUACCCAGUGGUUCGUUUACUGCAGAGCGAUGACAGCUCAUUUAACCAGGAGCUCUUAAGAAGCAUGGUGAAGAGUAUUAAGAUGAAUGAUGUCUAUGGGCCAAUGAGCCAAAUCCUAGAGAGGCUGAACAAAUGGCCACAGAUGAAAAGGCAAAGGAGUCUUUAUAGAGAAAUACUAUUUCUCUCUCUUGUUGCGCUUGGAAGGGAUAACAUUGAUAUAGAUGCUUUUGACAGAGAAUACAAAAUGGCUUACGACCGCCUUACAGUAAAUCAGGUGAAGAGCACCCACAACUGCGAUAGGCCUCCAAGUACAGGAGUGAUGGAAUGUCGAAAGAUUUUUGGGGAGCCGUACCUUUAAAAAAAGAAAUAUUGCAUCUAAUUAAUUGCAGCAGGGUUCGUAUGAAGAAACAGAAGACUUCAGAAAGACUCUCACCCUUCUCCAUUUAAAAAAGCAUCUUCAGCUUUGUUUUAAAAUUAGGAUUUCCAAGGGGGGAAAUGUUGCUGGAAUGACUUGUGAGCCGUGGGCCAGAGUAGGCUCUCUUCGCUGUGGACAGUGUCUGCAAAACAUGUAGGGGAGGAAAUGGAAUGGUCCAUUGCAGAAAGCUUAAGCAGAGAUGGACCAAAAUCACGUACUAAAAGUUUGCAUGAAUGAAAUAAGCUUUUCAGAACUGUUUACAUAGAAAGUUAAAAAAUGUCACAGAGCUCAUACCAGAGUUGUAUAAUAACAGAUUUUAAAUUAUUUAUAGCAAGUUCAUAUUUUUUUAACUUUUUAAAUUACUAUUGUGAAUCAAGUGAUCCUGUUGCAGAAGCAAUACUUUUGUCCUCCCUCAGAAUAUUGCUGUUUAUAGCAACUGGUCUUUUUUGCAGAUAAAGCCCUUCUCUCUUUCAUUUUUAAAAAAGUAGUAUGGAAAUGUCGAUGCUGUCCUCAAUCGCAGUGCAGGUUGUAGUAUUUCCUGUUCCUCCCCAUAAGUGCACACUUAAAAGAUUGCAAACUUUAGCUGACAAGUAUUUCAAACUUGUAUGAAGCUUUCAUAAGUUACAUGCAUUUGUCACUUUUAAGAAUCUGACAUGGUUGGCUGUUGGGGAGCCACUGCUAUACUGCUAUACAGAUAAUCCAUUUAAGGAGCUACUGUACUUUAGGCAUUCCAAUGGGUCAAGAUUUGCCCUGUAGGAUUGUGGACCUUUCCUCAUCAAAAUAGCAAGCUUUGCACCAGAGGUGGGGAACCCUUUUCAGUCUGAGAGUCACAUUUCCUCAUGGAAAACCUCCCAGGUGUUGGGCCAGGCCAGAGUCAAAAGUGGACAAGGGAUGUGACUCUUACCAUUGUACAAUAGGCUACAUUCCAGCUAUCCAAAACUCAGAGGCUUUGAUUCACGUAGCCCCCCACCCCGCCCACCUCUCCAUCCAGGCAAGCAGAAGGAAUUAUCACAAUUCAAAGACGCAUUUCAGCCAUGCAAAAGCACCUAAGAGGGCACAGAGCAGAGUCAGUGAGGGAGUGGGCCCAGGUGGAAUUCCAAAGGCCCAGGGCUAUGAUGUUCCCUACUUCUGCCCUUACCAUAUCAAAAUCCAUUGGCAUAGCUGGGGGGGGGGGGCAGCUGCUCCCCAGUCAAUAAAAAUACAUAGCUAACUGAGCUUCUCCUCCACCCCCAAACAAAAAUUCUGGCUAUGCCCAUGUCACAAUCUGCUUUCAAAAGUCCCUGCAGUUUCCAAAGUGGUGGGUUCAUGUGUUUCUGCUUCCAUGGGCUGCUGCCUAAGAAGGAUAAACCCAAAGCACCUCUGGGCACAUGGGAAUGGGGGAAUGGUGCUUUGGAUCCCAGCUAAAGUGUAUGGCAAGUGGCUUGAGGGAAAUGCUUAUUUACAAACUGAAGGAAAGAACUGUAUCAUCUGUGGACCAAAAUGUUCCAAAAUGGAAUUUAGGACAAGCAUGUCCAAACAGAAAAUUCGGGUGCAAUGGGAUCAUGUGGGUUGUGGAAGAGAAUGUAAUCUACUUUGAGAUAAGAUGUGUAUCAGAUAUAUUAGAUAUCAUUGCUUGCUUGCUAAUAUGCAAACAGCAUAGCAACUUUUUAUUUGUUGUUGUUGCAUGGCUUCACACUGCUUGUGUUUCAAACCCAGAUACUUUAAAAUUUUGAGAACUGGAGAACAUUAUAGUGUCUUCUCUAAUUUGCACAUACAUGUAGAGUUACUUGUUUACAGGAAGAUGUGCUGCCUAUUCUGUCACGUCCUCCCGGUUUUUCUCCAGCUAAUGUUUGGUUGGAGGCAGUGUCCUUCUGAAUACCAGUUGCAGGAAACCACAGGAUGGGACAGUGCUCUUGUGCUCAGGUCCUACUUGCAGGUAACUGGUUGGCCACUGUGAGAACAGGAUGCUGGCCUAGAUGGGCCAUUGGUCUGAUCCAGCAGGCUCUUCUGAAGUUCUUAGUAUGCUAAUAGUCAUUUUGCAUGGGGAUUAUUAACCUAUGCCUUAGCAACUUGGUCUUAGACCUGAAUCCAAAGAACUACUUCGGGCAUUUUGAAUUUUUCUUUGUCUUUGAACAGCAGGUCAUUUUUGCCAUGUCUCAAACUGUUUUUGAACUGCUCCUGGAUUCAAACAGCAUGUGGGCCUACUGCUCAAAAAACAUUUAAGGCUGAAGCCUCUUUGGGUGCGUUGAGAGUGUAGUCUCUAAGGACACAAUGAACCAGGAAUUUAUCUUGCAUAAGUCCCCCCUGCAUCCUCUUGCAUAGCUUCCAUUCAGUUCUGCAGGCUUGCAUAGGAGAAUUUCCUAGUGCAUUUCCACACAUCAGUACUCACCUUGCAUUUACAGACAAACACAGGUAACUUUAAGAGAAUGUCAUCUCCAUGAAUUUUGUGACAAAGCUAUGCCUCCCGAUACAGUGGGUAUAGAACUUUGGAAGCCACAUUGCCAAGUACCUAGUAACGUGGGUGGGUGUUAAUUUCUGUGUACAGUAUCUGUGCUAUGUUGUAUUCACACAGUUAUGUUGUGUAAGGAAAAGAUGUGCACUGUGGUUGCCACAAAUGUAAAUAAGUCAUUUGGUAUUUGUGUUGUGUAGAAGAAAGUAGAGUGCUGGUCAGCCUUUGAACUGCAAUUUCUUGCUUCGGUUAGCUGUAUAAAAGCCACUAUUUUAUAGCACUUUAGAGCUAUGAUGGAGAGCUUCUUCCUGAGCUCUGUCUGGUGUUUCUAGGGAUACCAAGAAAGUGACAAAUCAAAUUCCCUCAUAUAUGGUAUGUAUAACCUGUUGGGGGAAUAUGAUCUCACAAGGGUGUUUGUAUGUGUGGGUGUGUCUACUGCUGUCUAAACAUCAAGGUUUCAAUUAAUGUGACAGCUAUAAUUUUCCAGUUGCAGCACUUCCUAACAGCAUAAGUGUGUAUAUACUAAAAAUCAAGCCCUCUAGGCUGGUGUGUUAGCUUGAUAAGAGAGAAGGAUAGAGAGAGACAUUGUCCUAUUAACAUGUUUGGCCAGAACUCAAGGAAUUACUUCAAUAGCUUGUGCACACCCAAAAUAUGUUUUGACACUCCCCCCCCCUCUUUUGAAUGGCUGAUCCCCAUUCUUAUCACAAAUUGUGAUAAGUGAAAAGGAUCACCAUGCAUCUCUAGUGAAAACUAUCACUGCGGACACAAAAUUAAAUCUGUUAUGUCUGUGGUGGCCCAUACAUUCUCUUAAAUACAAACACGGAUUGAGUUUACAUUUUUAAUCUUUGUUAUAGAAAGACAGUUUUGAAAUCUUUUUCCUUCUGUUUAUAGUGAUUUGUUCUAAUACUUAGGAACAGUUCUGUGUUUCCUUCUGGUAAUAUAACAAAGCCUUUUAUCCUUAUGGUUCAUGAUGUCGGAAACAUCUUUGAGGCUUUUAAGUGCUUUUCUUCCUUUUUUAUGUGUUCAUAAUCCUUGUAAUGUUAGGUUUGCGCUUUAUACAGAAAUGGAUUUAUCAAGUAGAUGACUUUAGUAUUUCAAUAGGAAAUGCUUUAUCCCAAAGACAGAAAAUGGAUAUUCAUUACAUGUAAAUGUGUGUAUAUAUGACAUUAUAAAGCAGGAGGUACAGCCGGUGGAUUAAUUUGCUAAAGAGCACUUUUACAAAUGAAAGGUUGUAGAUUUGUAUAUAUGUAAUGUUUACAUUUUAUUUACCAACAAAGAAUAUCAGUUUUAAGUGUUUAUUUUUGUUUUGAAUUUGUAGCUCAAUUUUAAGGUGUAAAUUUCCAUGUUCACAAUGGAAAAAGCUGUGUUUUCCCCUAUGAAAUGUCCUAGAAAAAUGAUUCUAUUUAAAAUUUUACAAUGGCUCAAUAAAGAAAAGUGAACAUGA
Messenger RNA from Zootoca vivipara (common lizard), 13662 nucleotides. NCBI's taxonomy places the organism in Eukaryota, Metazoa, Chordata, Lepidosauria, Squamata, Lacertidae. The record is from RefSeq and is a predicted model, not a curated record.